AUGCCGGAUGAGCCGCGUCGCAUCAUCUUGGAGAAAUCCAAGACCGUUAAACGCCGGUACCAGCGCAGCAACCAGCGAUUUCAGUUCACCGCAUCGCAGAUCGCACGGCUAGAUCGCGAAGAGGAGCGAGAAAAGAAAGCGAAGAAGCUACGCGAGAAGGAAAAGAAACGCAUUGCCAACAAGAAACGGAAAGCCGAGCAGGAGGCGCAGGCGCGUGAGGAGCGGAAGCGUCGCGGCAUUCCAGAUCCCAAUGCACCCCGCGUCCCGUCGAGUCAGCCGCUGCUGUCAAUGUUCCUAGGGGCUGGGAAGCGACAGUCACCUGCUGCACCGGAGCCUGCGCCUACAGUUACGGAGCUCGAAUCACAUGAUAACAAUUUGGAAAGCGCGAGUGGAGAUACGGAAGCUGAAUCGGAUGCCUUUGACGAUUUGGAUGAGGUAUUGGAAAAAGACCUAUCUGAGCUUCAAGAUGCAGGUGUCCCGAAAGAGCUUGAAGGCCAGGAUAUCGGCACGGCAACCCGGGCUCCAUGCAAGGAUGAUGAUGAGUUCUCGGACUGCUCGGCGUUCGACGACGAAGAGAUUAUGAAAAAGGCCGAGACGGCUGCUACCACGCGAACGACUGACGAAGAAACGAAGAAACCCUCUAUACCCAAGGAGUCAUCCUAUCUACAACCUCCCCCAGCUGUGCUCACGCUAGAAUCAUCAUUCGGCGGAUCUUUCCAGUACGACCCCGCUGAUUUCCUUGAAGCCGAAGCAGCUAUUAUCACACAAAUGAGUACUCCUGGAACGAAAGACCGUUCUCCACCCAAGGACAGCUCCUUUUUACAACCUCCCUUGUCUGAUCGACCGUACAGCAGACCCACAUUGGCGUCUUCUUUUGGAGAUUCCUUUCGAGAUGAGACUGCAGAUUGGAUUGAAGAAACAUUUGCCCACGGAAAUGGCGACCCUUUUGACGAACUCAAUAAAACGCUCUCUCAAUGA
Messenger RNA from Penicillium mononematosum, 978 nucleotides. RefSeq lists its product as uncharacterized. The transcript has a single exon. Bases 1 to 978 code for a protein of 325 amino acids. NCBI's taxonomy places the organism in Eukaryota, Fungi, Ascomycota, Eurotiomycetes, Eurotiales, Aspergillaceae. The record is from RefSeq and is a predicted model, not a curated record.